AUGGCUGCAAGUCAAGCAGAAGAAGGAGAAAGUGGAAGGUAUGAAAUUAUGAAAAAGAAGAAAAAAAAAAUGGAUAGGUUGGCCCAGAAAUUUGUUUGGACUUGUGAGGAAGGAAAGGGACACAGUGACACACAGUCACGCACACGCUCUUUUUCUCUUUCACUCUCCAGUUUCUUCCUCCCGAAGAACCUCACUGAACCCUCACAAGAUCUCUCUUCAGCUUUGGUUUAUUUUGUUUCCUCUUAA
Messenger RNA from Sphenostylis stenocarpa, 246 nucleotides. The record is from the annotation of a GenBank genome assembly. Lineage: Eukaryota; Viridiplantae; Streptophyta; Magnoliopsida; Fabales; Fabaceae.